GAUGCACAAAUAUCUCUCUGAAGAGGCACGCUGAUGAAAAGCCAAGUGCAAUCGUAGCCAGCGUGCUAUACAAGGUUAAGUACCAGUCCGGGGACAUGCGGGAUUGUGGCGAGAGCGACUACGUAGGUCGCAGCUCAGCGGAAGCAGCAUAGACAAAUCCACAGAGGAGGUGCAGAGCCACACGCAGCGACAAGCUGUAAUGGAGUCUGCGAACAACCUCGGUUUACGGAACAUCAUUCCAGUGUCGCCAUCGUAACGACAUCAAUACCUGAGCGAUACCGACUUCUCUGUCCCUGGUAAAGGGAUAUAUCAGUCCUCCCGGAUCUGACCCGCUGGUAGUCGCUGAGAGAAGUGAUACGCAGGAGACGUUAAGGGUUUAACACUCUAUCGCAAGAGAAGAAUGCUGCUGUUUCUCGGCGCUGUGUUGUCUACUCGCCAACAUCUUCGACUCGUCCAUAGGUUGAACGCUUACAGACGUGGUUGCUGGCUAUCAGUCAGGGUCUGGCAUCUCCGACAGCUCGUGGCUGAACGAUCCGCCUUAACUAACUACAACGUGCUCCAACCGGAAAGGGUCCGCUACGUGGGGAUCUCUCAAUCGACUGUGAAACGCAGUCUGGACCACAACCCCACUGUCCCCGUUAACGGCAGAGACGGCAAGGGGCGGGAGGAACCUUGGCUUGUCAAGAAUAGCAAUCGUCGGCUGCACCUGCGUGAGCUGGACAACAGCUACUUUUAAAGCUGCGCAUUCCUCACAGAUGAAGGAGGCCAGUGGCUGCAUGCGAAACAUGUUGUUCCACACUCCGCCACCAUGGACGCAGCAAGAGGGUCUCAACGUCCUCUUAUGUUACCAUCUCCGCUCCUUCCACCAGGUCUAAAUUACCCUUUCGUCUCGUUUGCAAGCGGUCAAAGUCCAGCUGGAUAGCGUAUCGUGACCGGGCAGGUACAAUGUCCAGCAGCAGCAAGCGGUAAGUCACAGCCGUUUGCGCCUUCGCAGAUUCAGUCGGUGCGACAAUCGGCU
This is a messenger RNA of Baudoinia panamericana UAMH 10762, 1018 nucleotides long. RefSeq lists its product as uncharacterized. The record is from RefSeq and is a predicted model, not a curated record. The coding region runs from base 401 to 736 and encodes 111 amino acids. The transcript has a single exon. Lineage: Eukaryota; Fungi; Ascomycota; Dothideomycetes; Mycosphaerellales; Teratosphaeriaceae.